This is a messenger RNA of Hibiscus syriacus, 901 nucleotides long. RefSeq lists its product as uncharacterized. The transcript has 3 exons. Lineage: Eukaryota; Viridiplantae; Streptophyta; Magnoliopsida; Malvales; Malvaceae. The record is from RefSeq and is a predicted model, not a curated record. Bases 53 to 625 code for a protein of 190 amino acids.
CUCAUGCUAAGUGAAAAGCAGCAGCAAAGUGUAAAAGAGAAGGGAAAAAAACAUGAUGGAGAUCGAGGAAGUAUACAACUACGAGGCACUGCCACUUCUCUCAUUGAAUCAUGUCUCGUUGCUGUGUAGAUCGGUUCCGGAAUCCGUGAGGUUUUACGAAGAAGUCUUGGGAUUUGUACUCAUCAAACGCCCCUCUUCUUUCAAGUUCAAUGGAGCUUGGUUGUAUAAUUAUGGCAUUGGGAUACACUUAAUCGAGGAUCCAUCGAUUGAUGAUUUCGACACCGUUGUCGAACCCCGUCCGAUUAAUCCCAAGGAUAACUACAUAUCCUUCCAGUGUACUGAUGUUGGCCUUGUCAAGGGGAGACUCGAAGGCAUGGGCAUGAAGUAUGUCACGGCGGUGGUCGAAGACGAAGGCAACAGGGUCGACCAGGUGUUCUUCCAUGACCCGGAUGGGUACAUGAUUGAGCUCUGCAACUGUGAGAACAUCCCAAUCAUUCCUCUUGCUUCUUGCUCACUCGAACCAAGGCUAAGAAGUUUCACCAAGACCGCACCGGCGAAAUGCGGUUUCAUGGAGAAUGCGAUGAUGGAGAGCUUGAGCAUGGAAAUGCUAAACAUUUCAUUUUGAGGUGCACCAAAAGUUCAAAACAAGAAAACGGUGAACUUCACUUUCUUUUUCCCAGCUACUGCAAGCUGCAACUGUCUUUUUACAGGUUUUAUAAUGGUGUCUGGUGUCUCUCUGGUUUCAUGAAGAAAUUGUAUUGUUUAGUAUAUUUCAAUAAGGUUGUGAGUUUAACCAAGCUGUAAUCACAAUGCAAUAUAUACAUAUACCCUAUUAGCCUAGAUUGAGGCUUCUGAUAUUGAUCAAAAGAACGAAACAGAUUAUCUGCAACAAAGGUGAGUG